GCGAGACCGCGUCCUGGCGGCGGUAACGGCGCCCCGGGAGCUAGAGGAGGUGGAUCGAACUGCUUUAAGUGCAACCAGCCUGGACAUCGGGCGAACAACUGCCCUGGUGCGGCUGAUGCUUCCUCGGCUUCAGUCAAAGCGGAUGAUGCUGGCUGGGAUUCCGCUCGAAGUCUGCACCUACUGAAAACUCAUCUGGCUGGGGCGACUCCGCAAGUACUACCGCUACACCGUCUACUGAAAGCAUGUCGUCUGGAUGGGGUGAUCCUCCGUCUGGCGAUCAAUCUUCUGCCGUUAGUUCUGAUGGUGGCUGGGGCGACUCUACGGGUGGCAGUGCCGUUCAGAGCUGGGGAUCUAACGCAAGCAUGUCCACUUCGGAUAGCGGUGUUAAUAGGUCAGACAAUGCUGGACGCAAUCGAAGCAUGGGACUUACUGGCGAACCCUGUCCUGAUGAUAGACACGGUGGCUUCAAAUUAAGCGUCUUUUGUAUCGCGCCGUCUGUUGAUGCCGAACGCUUGAAAACCGUUUUUGGAUCAUGCGGAACCGUGAAAGACGCUUUUGUCAAAGACGGCGAGAAGGGAAAGUUCGGAUUCGUCACAAUGGAAACAGUAGCAGAAUGUGAAAAAGCGGCUUCGGAAUUGAAUGGAAAAGAUAUCGAUGGCUCUCGAUUGCGGAUUAGUUGGGCGCGACCGCGUCCAGGUGGCUCAAACGGCACUCCUGGAGCGAGGGGUGGGGGGUCGAAUUGUUUCAAAUGUCAGCAGCCUGGGCAUCGGGCCAAUAACUGCCCUGGUUCAGGCACAGCUUUUUCGACGCUUUCUGCUAGCUCCACAUCGGAUGAUUCUGGCUGGGAUUCCGUACCCAAACCCAAUCCGGUGCCUGCUGAAGAUUCAUCUGGCUGGGGCGACUCUGCAAGUACUACCGCUGCUCUUCCGUCAACUGAUAAUAGCACGGCGUCUGGAUGGGGUGCUCCACCGUCUGGCGAUCAAGCUACUGCCGAUAGUUCUGGUGGCUGGGGAGACUCUGCGGGUGGUAGUGCCGGUCAGAGCUGGGGAUCGGACUCCAACGCGUCUGUUUCGGCAGGUUCUGUUUAUAGGUCAGACAAUGCUGGCCGCAAUCGAAACAUGGGGCUUGUUGGCGAACCUUGCCCAGAUGAUAGGCACGGUGGUUUUAAGUUAAGCGUCUUUUGUAUCGCUGCGUCUGUCGAUGCCGACCGCCUUAGGACUGUUUUUGGAGCAUACGGAACCGUGAAAGACGCUUUUGUUAAAGACGGAGAGAAAGGCAAGUUCGGAUUCGUCACAAUGGAAGCAGUAGCGGAAUGCGAAAAAGCAGCUUCGGAGUUGAGUGGAAAAGAUAUCGACGGUUCGCGAUUGAGAAUUAGUUGGGCACGACCGCGUCCUGGCGGCGGCAACGGCGCUCCGGGCGCGAGAGGAGGUGGAUCCAACUGCUUUAAAUGCAACCAGCCUGGACAUCGGGCAAACAACUGUCCUGGUGCGGCUGAUUCUUCCUCGCCUUCGGCCAAAACGGAUGAUGCUGGCUGGGAUUCCGCUCCGACGUCUGCACCUACUGAAAAUUCAUCUGGCUGGGGCGAGUCGGCAAAUGCUACCGCUGCACCGUCUACCGAUAGCAUGUCGUCUGGAUGGGGUGCUCCUCCGUCUGGCGAUCAAUCUGCUGCCGUUAGUUCUGAUGGUGGCUGGGGCGAGCCUACGGGUGGCAGUGUCGGUCAGAGCUGGGGAUCAGACUCACACACAUCCACUGCGGGGGAGAGCAGUGUUAAUAGCUCGGACAUUGCUGGGCGCAAUCGAAGCAUGGGACUUACUGGCGAACCCUGUCCGGAUGACAGACACGGUGGCUUUAAAUUAAGCGUCUUUUGUGUCGCUCCGUCUGUUGAUGCCGAGCGCUUGAAAUCUGUAUUUGGAUCAUGCGGAACCGUGAAAGACACAUUUGUCAAAGACGGCGAGAAGGGAAAGUUCGCUUUCGUCACAAUGGAAACGGUAGCCGAAUGUGAGAAAGCGGCGACUGAACUAGGGGGAAAGGAUAUUGAUGGUUCGCGCUUGCGGAUUAGUUGGGCACGACCGCGUGCAGGUGGCGCAAACAGUACUCCUGGAGCUGGAGCGAGAGGUGGGGGAUCGAAUUGCUUCAAAUGCCACCAGCCUGGACAUCGGGCUAAUAACUGCCCUGGUAAUGGGGCUGCUUCUUCUACGCCUUCUGCUAUGUUCAAGCCGGAUGAUUCUGGUUGGGAUUCUGCUCCCAAGCCCUCUACUGAUAAUGAUGCGUCGGGUUGGGGUGAAUCCGCUGGUGGUACUGCUGUUUCAACUGCCGCAUCGUCCGGUUGGGAGAAUUCUGACAAUAAAUCUGCUGCUGCGGGUUCUGGUGGCGGCUGGGAUGACUCUGCCCCUAGUGGUGACAGUGGAUGGAAUAAUGCGACGUCACCAUCUAAAUCUACCAACGAUUGGGCUAAGUCGAAAUCAAAUGAAAACUCCCUGGACGCGGAGAUGUCUGGGCUGCAAGAAUUUCUGUUGAUGAAAAAGCAGAAGAACAUGGAGGAAAAAGCACGUAUACUGGAAGAGAUUCGUCAGGAAAGAGUUGAAAUGGAAAAGCUAAAACGGGAAAGGGUAAUCCAGGCUAUCCAGAUGGAACGAAUCAAAAACUCUGCACCAAAACUUCCGCCAGCGCCGAAGUCUUUGCGAAAAAGUGAAAUGUAUCCCGAUUUGUUUAGCGCGGAAGAGCGUGAGAAAGCAGCUAGAGAGUACGGCAUGAGCAAAAGACCCAGAUAUCUUGAUCGGGAGCAUCUGUUGUUCUCUGGAGAACGCUCAAAAGAACAAAUCAUGGCGGACGCGGAGGCAUUUAUGGGCGGUGUCGUGACUUUCCGGAAACGAUCUCUCUCGCCCGAGGACGAGAACGAUUACAAAACACCCACGGCGCGAACGCGUAAGCGUAUACCGGCUGCGAACAGCGGUACCGGCGUUGUUCGUUCAGCAACACAUCGCGGUGGCAAGUCGAAAGAUGAAUCGCCUGAAUUCUCUGAACCCAAUUCACCGCCGUCCGACGAGGACGACGAGGAGUACAAGCCCACAUCGGCGACGGCUGGACGAAAGCGUAAAUCGGUUAGCUUUGACAACAGUGUGAAGGUCUUUGAAUCGGCUGUGAAUGAUUUGUUCAAGCCGGAUCAACCGGUCAGGACCACGCAGUCACCGGCUGACUCGUCCACCGGCAAAACGUCGGGAUCCAAACGCAAGGCUCCGGACUCGUCGGGUAAUACGAAGAAAGCUUUCAAGGUCAGUGUAGAAUUAGUGCCGCCACCUGAAGGAGCGCGUUAUGCCACACGCAGUAGGAAGCAGCCGGCAUCGAAUGUGGUGGAUCUUAACAGCACACCUAUUCUCGACGUCAUCAAGCGCAUGUCCGAGACUUCAAAACAAUCCAAGUGAGCGAAGGCAGCGAUCUCGUUGGUUGGCCAUUAUGAUUUUGUGAGUGAUUUUGCUGAUUGGAACUGGAGUGAGUUUUUGUCUUUGAUUGUAUAGUUGGAAUGGAUUCUCUAUUUUGUAUCCACAUGGUUGCCUUUUACUGUACAGAAGUUUCCUUUUGAUACGCCUCUGAUGCUGUUCACUGUAAAUGUAUUCUUAUUAAUAGCCUGUUUCCUAUGCUAUCACUUUCUUCAUAUGAGGACUAUUAUGCAGAAAAAGAAUUACUUUGUUGUAUAAUAAUGUUUGUUGGGAUCGGCAUUGAUAAUCAGUACUCGUACACA
This is a messenger RNA of Paramacrobiotus metropolitanus, 3739 nucleotides long. Its product is annotated as mucin-19-like. Gene Ontology annotation, molecular function: mRNA binding; zinc ion binding. Lineage: Eukaryota; Metazoa; Tardigrada; Eutardigrada; Parachela; Macrobiotidae. The transcript is spliced from 21 exons. Bases 243 to 3422 code for a protein of 1059 amino acids. The record is from RefSeq and is a predicted model, not a curated record. Gene Ontology annotation, cellular component: cytosol.